Messenger RNA from Oikopleura dioica, 1005 nucleotides. NCBI's taxonomy places the organism in Eukaryota, Metazoa, Chordata, Appendicularia, Copelata, Oikopleuridae. The record is from the annotation of a GenBank genome assembly.
AUGAUGGAAGAAGAGUGUCUCUCGGAGGUCGAAUCUCUUCAUGUCAUUCAGGACAUCGACGCACUCCAGCAGCAAGGCAUCAACGCCUCGGAUAUCAACAAGAUCAAGUCGGCUGGAAUUUGCACCGUGCGAGGAUUGAAGAUGAUCACCAAGAAGCGUCUUUGCGAGAUCAAAGGCAUCUCUGAAGCCAAAGUCGACAAGAUUAAAGAAGCUGCGAACAAAUUAGAGGCCGAUAACUUUAUCACGGGCUACGACUUCGCUGAAAAACGCAAAGCCUGUUUCAAGAUUUCGACUGGCUCGACCGAGCUUGAUCGAAUUCUUGGUGGUGGGAUUGAGUCCAUGGCCAUCACCGAAGUAUUCGGCGAGUUUCGAACUGGAAAGACGCAAUUGGCGCAUACACUUUGCGUCACUACACAAAUGCCCGGCAUUGGUCAUUCUGGAGGCAAGGUCGCGUACAUCGACACUGAAAAUACAUUCCGACCGGACCGACUCCGCCCUAUCGCUGCUAGAUUCAACCUCGACGCCGAUGCCAUUCUCCAAAAUGUCGUCUACGCGAGAGCAUUCACGAGCGAGCAUCAAAUGGAGCUCCUAGAUCUCGUCGCGGCGCAGUUUUACUCAGAGCCAGGAGUAUUCAAGUUGCUCGUGAUUGAUUCCAUCAUUGGCCUCUUUCGCGUCGACUUUAGUGGACGAGGAGAGCUCUCUGAGCGGCAACAAAAGCUGGCUCAGAUGCUCAGCAAGGUUCAAAAGAUCAGCGAAGAAUACAACGUAGUCGUCUACAUCACCAACCAAAUGACUGCUGAUCCCGGCGCUGGAAUGACCUUCCAGAUCGACCCGAAGAAACCCGUUGGAGGCAACAUCCUUGCCCACGCCUCUCAAACUCGAAUAAUGCUCCGCAAAGGACGUGGCGAGCUCCGCGUUGCCAAGAUUUAUGACUCUCCUGACAUGCCUGAGUCUGAGGCAACUUUUGCAAUCACUGAAGCUGGCAUCAACGACCCAGCUGAUUAA